Triticum dicoccoides is the source of this 2853-nucleotide messenger RNA. RefSeq names its product pentatricopeptide repeat-containing protein At2g02980, chloroplastic-like. The record is from RefSeq and is a predicted model, not a curated record. Bases 115 to 1887 code for a protein of 590 amino acids. Gene Ontology annotation, biological process: RNA modification. The transcript has 2 exons. Lineage: Eukaryota; Viridiplantae; Streptophyta; Magnoliopsida; Poales; Poaceae. Gene Ontology annotation, molecular function: zinc ion binding; protein binding; RNA binding.
GCACAGUCCAUCAGAGCAGCUCGCCACGGCGGCGCACCCGCGCCAGUUCGCCACCGCGUCGUGAGAAGAAAAGAAAAACCGGCCUCGCUCUUUCGGGCGAGCGUUUUCCCCCGCAUGCAUCACCAGCUCAAACCGCCCGAGGCCGCCACGCUCCCGCGCCACCUCCUCGAAGCCCACGUCGUGUGGCUGGUCCGCCAAUGCCGCAGCCUCCGCGCGCUCCGCGGCGCCCACGCGCGCCUUCUCAGGCUCCGCCUCCCACGCCUCACCCACGCAUUCGCGCUCUCCAAGCUGCUCGCCUCCUGCGCCGCCUCAGCCCCGACCGCCGCGGCGGCCUCGUACGCGCGCAGCCUGUUCGACCAAAUCCCCGAGCCGACCGCCUUCUGCUACAACUCCCUCAUCCGCGCGCUCGCCACCCCCAGCAACCCCACCGCGGACGCCUUCCUGCUGUACCGCCGCAUGCUGCGCGCGGGCUCCCCAUCCCCCAACAGCUUCACCGUCGCGUUCGCGCUCAAGGCGUGCGCCACCGUGCCGGCUCUCGGCGAGGGCCGGCAGCUGCACUCACAGGCUUUCCGCCAGGGGCUGGAACCGAGCCCGUACGUGCAGACCGGGCUGCUCAACCUCUAUGCCAGGUGUGAGGAAGUUGCACUAGCCAAGAGCGUGUUUGACGGCAUGGCCGAGGACAGGAAUCUGGUCGCGUGGAGCUCCAUGAUCGGCGGGUACUCCAGAGUGGGGAUGGUUAACGAAGCGUUGCACCUGUUUCGGGACAUGCAGGCUGCUGGGGUGAACCCGGAUGAGGUCACAAUGGUUAGCGUAAUCUCGGCAUGCGCCAAGGCGGGCGCUCUUGAUUUGGGCAGGUGGGUCCAUGCUUUUAUAGAUAGGAAGGGGAUCACGGUCGAUCUUGAGCUGAGCACCGCGUUGAUUGACAUGUAUGCAAAGUGCGGUUUGAUAGAGCGGGCAAGGUUGGUUUUUGAUGCGAUGGUGGAGAGGGAUACCAAGGCAUGGAGUGCAAUGAUAGUUGGACUGGCGAUGCAUGGGCUUGCAGAGGAUGCGUUGGCAAUUUUCUCAAGAAUGCUCCAGCUUAAGAUUAGACCCAAUAAUGUCACCUUUAUAGGUGUGUUGUCAGCCUGUGCUCACAAUGGGUUAGUUGAUGAUGGGCAGCGAUAUUGGUCUACUAUGCAAGAAAUGGGAAUUAAAGCUUCAAUGGAGAACUAUGGUUGCAUGGUUGACCUUCUCUGCCGUUCUGGCCUUUUGGAUGAAGCUUAUUCAUUUGUUACAAGCAUUUGGAGGAAUCUUCUUGUGGCGAGUAAAAGUUCGAACAGAACUGAUAUAGUAGGAUUGGCUUCUAAAAAGCUCUUUGAGUUGGAACCUCAGAAUCCAGAGAACUAUGUUCUCCUCUCCAAUUUGUAUGCGUUGAACUCCCAGUGGGACAGAGUGAGGUAUAUGAGGAAAAAGAUGAAGGACAACAAUGUUACUGUCGUUGCUGGCUGUAGUUCAAUUGAAAUAAAUAGCUAUCUGCACAAAUUUGUGGUGAGUGAUGGUUCACACCCUGAAAUCAAGGAGAUAAGAGUGGUAUUGAGGGAAAUAGCUGACCGGGUUCUACGAUCUGGCCAUAAGCCUUGGACUGCGGCCGUUCUACAUGAUGUUGGUGAAGAGGAAAAAGAAAUUGCACUUUGUGAGCAUAGUGAAAGGUUAGCCAUUGCAUAUGGGUUGCUGAAGACAAAAGCACCUCAUGUCAUUCGGGUGGUAAAGAACUUGAGAUUUUGUCCGGAUUGCCAUGAAGUGUCAAAAAUAAUAAGUAAAUCAUAUGGCCGAGAAAUCAUUGUCAGGGACCGUGUUCGUUUCCAUAGAUUUAUUGGAGGAAGUUGUUCUUGCAAGGACUUUUGGUGAUUGCGUAACGCAUUGAAUCACUUAUAUCUGAUUAUCCAAAGCCCGGGAGAUGUGAUGCCUUAAAAGGAAAAUUGUUCGAGAAUUGAUGAAAGGGACUUGUGCAGAUCAUGGGGGUUCCAAUGUUACUGAAAUAAAUUUUACAUCAUCGAGGUACUCCUUUUUCCUUACCAGAAUUCGCUGGUUUGUCCUGUCGUUUGUAUCUCCGGUGUGAAUGCCUAGUGUUAUCUAACCAGAAAACAAGCUUACAUUAGUGAUAGCGUGCAUGUUGUAUCAACCUAAAAGAGAAAGAGAUGGCGACUGCAUUGCUGUCAUAGCUUUUUUUAAACGUCUCUGUCCAUGCAUUAUCAAAGAUUGGUUGCGUUGCUCAUUACACAAUCUAUACAUGUUGGCCAAUUUAAAUGUUUACUUGUUUACUUAUUAUUUUUGCCACUUCAUGGCAAUCUGGGCAAAAUCUCAAGUUCUUUCACUAUGCUCACCAUCUCCUCUUCACCAACAUCAGGCUUACGGCCAGACCGUAGCACCCGAUCAGCUCCCUCAGCACCAAUCUUAUCUCCUUGGUUUCAUGGUGUGAACCAUCACUCAUUACAUAUAUCUGAUUAUACAAGGCCCUGGAGAUGUGAUGCCUUGAAAGGAAAAUUAUUCCAGGAGUGAUGAAAGGGACUUGCGCAGAUUAGGGGGGUUCCAUUGUUACUAAACAUUUUUUACAUUCAUCGAGGUACUCUUCUUCUUACCAGAAUGCGAUGUUGCGUCCCGUCGUCUGUAUCUCCAGUGCUAGUGCAUUGUAUUGUCUAACUACAAAACAAGCUACAUUAGUGAUAGACUGGAUGUUGUAAAGAGAAAGAGAAGGCGACGGCAUUGCUGUCAUGGCUUGUUUAAAUGUCUCUGUCCAUUGCGUUAAUAAAGGCCGGUUGCGUUACUCAUUACACCAUUUAUAAGUCAAAGUUGGAACUAUCAUUGGAUGCACAU